Blepharisma stoltei is the source of this 1004-nucleotide messenger RNA. Lineage: Eukaryota; Ciliophora; Heterotrichea; Heterotrichida; Blepharismidae. The record is from the annotation of a GenBank genome assembly.
AUGGUGAUUAGUAGCUUAAGUUUCAGAUCAACAAAGCGAUUUUUCGCAACUGUCCGCCAAAGCUUCUGGUAUCCAAGAUCCCGAUCUGAUCUUGAUACUGUAGAUAAAUCCUACGAAAAUUUUGUUGAAAAGCUUGAAAUUUCCUAUCCAGGCUCAGACGACGUUGACUAUAUGAGCUGGCUCAGAUCAGUAAGAAACUACAGCACAUCAGUCAAUUCAGAAGUUCCUGACGUUUUCUACCCAGACCAAGCAAACAAAACCUGAAGCCUCCUCUAUGCAAGGCUUAGAGAGCUUCAUUACCUUUAUGCUUGUGAUGAGCAUAAGUCAAACCUCAAAGAUUUAGAAAAUUUGGGGGUUUAUACAGGAGAAAAGAUACCACAGUUAUCGCAAAUAAACAACUGAUUAAGCUCGAAAACUGGCUUCAAAUUGAUUCCAGUUGGAGGAAUAAUCAAUGCUAGGUCCUUUUUAUAUGGGCUAGCUUAUAGAGUGUUUCUCUCAACGAGAUAUAUUCGCCACAUUUCGGUUCCUUUUUAUUCGCCUGAACCUGACAUUGUGCAUGAGCUCAUGGGGCAUGUCCCACUCUUCGGGAAUGAAGAACUUGCUGAGUUUUCUCAAGAAAUUGGGAAGAAGUCACUGGGGGCAAGCGAUGCGGACAUUGAGAAAUUAUGCUAUUUUGGAUAAGUCUACAAUAAUAAUCAGGAAAAGCUAACUGUUUUAGUUUUGUAAAUAUGCAGUAAUAAUUGAACUAAAAAUGCAUAGCAAAAAUUUAUUUUUACUCAAUCGAAUUUGGGAUCGUUGGCGAUAAAAUUUUGGGUGCAGGCAUCCUUGGGUCUUGCAAAGAAAUUGUACAUGUAAAAGAAGAUAAAUGUGAUUUUAUUGGCUGGGAUACUAAAAAAAUCUUAAGUAUGGAUUUUACCCUUUCUUCAUAUCAGCCUGCCUAUUACAAGACAGAAAAUCUCUCUGAGAUAAAAAAAUCAGUUAUGGAGGCCUGCAACUUAAUAUAA